AUGGCGUCGUCGGAGUUCCCGGCACCGUACGUGGUCGAGCCCCGACCCGGCCACCCGCACACGCACACAGUCAUCUUCCUCCACGGGCGCGACAGCAGCGCGCACGAGUUCGCUAACGAGCUGUUUGAGAGCGAGUCGAGCCCAGAACUCGCGGAUAGUGACCGCACACUACCCGCCCUCCUCCCGACCGUGCGCUGGGUCUUCCCCCAAGCCCCGAUGCUGCAGUCCGCGCGCUUCGGUUCGGAAAUGCCGCAGUGGUUCGACGUGUGGACGACCGAGGAUCCGCGCGAGGCUGAACAUGCCGCCAUCCAGCGUCCUGGCCUCCGGCGUGUCGUCUCGCAGAUCUUGCACACGCUGGAGUCCGAGGAGCGGCUCGUCCCCACGAGCCGCAUCUUCGUGUGCGGCAUCAGCCAGGGAUGCGCGGCUGCGAUUGCGGCGCUGAUAAGCCGCGACGGUAACGCGUGGCGCCGCAUGGCUGGGCUUGCCGGGGUCGCGGGCCUGUCGAGUUGGAUGCCGCGACAAGACAAGGUGGAUGAGAAGGAGCAGGGCGCCCAUCACCACCGCCCGGCCGAUAGUGAAGCGUGGCGGACCCUGCCGGUGAUGCUACAGCACUGCAUCGAUGACGACGUCAUUGCCGUCGCGUAUGGGCGGCACCUUCGCGACGAGCUGACCGGUACGUGGAGCCACCAGGGGGUCGAGUGGAGGGAGUACGAGGACGGGAGGCACUGGCUGAAUGAGCCACGCGGUGUGGACGACCUGGUUGGGUUCCUGCGGCGGUGCAUGGCGAAGGAGAGGUUGCCGCAGUAG
This is a messenger RNA of Cladophialophora psammophila CBS 110553, 807 nucleotides long. RefSeq lists its product as uncharacterized. The coding region runs from base 1 to 807 and encodes 268 amino acids. Gene Ontology annotation, cellular component: cytoplasm. Gene Ontology annotation, biological process: protein depalmitoylation. The transcript has a single exon. The record is from RefSeq and is a predicted model, not a curated record. Gene Ontology annotation, molecular function: palmitoyl-(protein) hydrolase activity; carboxylic ester hydrolase activity. NCBI's taxonomy places the organism in Eukaryota, Fungi, Ascomycota, Eurotiomycetes, Chaetothyriales, Herpotrichiellaceae.